This is a messenger RNA of Cladophialophora immunda, 3338 nucleotides long. RefSeq lists its product as uncharacterized. Gene Ontology annotation, molecular function: DNA-binding transcription factor activity, RNA polymerase II-specific; RNA polymerase II cis-regulatory region sequence-specific DNA binding. Bases 1514 to 2575 code for a protein of 353 amino acids. Lineage: Eukaryota; Fungi; Ascomycota; Eurotiomycetes; Chaetothyriales; Herpotrichiellaceae. Gene Ontology annotation, cellular component: nucleus. Gene Ontology annotation, biological process: regulation of transcription by RNA polymerase II. The transcript has 3 exons. The record is from RefSeq and is a predicted model, not a curated record.
CAAUAACCUUUGGGGAUAAUUUCUUCUUGUUGGCCUGCUUCUCUCCUUAAUUCUGACAAGACUGUAAGCUUUUGGGUCCUUUGUGUUGCUUCGAUGACACCACGGGCAUUCCUAUCAUCAAGCCAGCAUCCUUGUCUUCCUCCACGACAGGAAUUUUGGGCUGGCAAAAACAAGCCACCAUCUUCCAAUCUGGCAUGAAGAUACUGAUCCACUCGUCUGCUUUGGUUUAGCUACCCACCCACCUGCAUCGAUCGUCAUAACCCUGGUCUCUGUUGUCGUCCUAAGCCUCAUCUCUAGGGCAAGGACAGGGUCUUUGCCUUCACUAGGACCAGGGCUGGUCGCCCACACAGUCCAUCCUAUUCGAGACAGCCGAUUUGGUCCAAUCAAACACGACCGACACACGCAACUGAUCAAGCCCAAGAGGCCGAUUGCCCUCAUUCCCACCCUUUUAGGCCACUCUGCUCAAGAGCCCCGGAUCCCUGUCGCUCCAAGUGUCCUGCUUCUCAUCUUCAACUUUCCUUGAAGCCAAGCAAGGGUUCCCUCCGCCAGUCAAUUUGGCUUUCGGAUUCUCCACUGGAAACGCCAUCCAACAAGCCUUCGAGCUAAGCACCCUGCAUUCAAGAAACGAGCCCAAGCACAACAAGGGCGAGGGGAGAGGGCGAAGGGUCAAGGGUAAACCGACAAUUGUGAUGAUGCCAGUUGCCCAAGAACUGCUAGCCAGCGGUGCGAAAGAGAAAGGGUCACACCUCCACCGACGUAACCUGUGCUCAACGAAAAGCUACGGUCAACUUCGGUGCUUCCAAAACAACUUAUCUACCCUGACUUUUCCCCACCCUUUGCGCGAGACAACCUUGUUCUCUGAAACCUCAAAAGAUCUCAUCUGCUCUUAACAUUCCGCAACCUGAGACAAGACGACAUCCGCCCUCCCUACUUCUCAACAACCGCGUCGACAUCAAAGGAAAACAAAAGGAGAUAUCCAAUCUAACCUACUGCAACACUUUGUUUCGCCGAACCGGAAGAUCUAUCCAAUACCCAGUUUUACCGCCCGGGACGAACUUGUGUGUGGUUGAAGAGACAUCAGUUACCGCCUCUCGACAUCACAGCUCUUUUUACCUCAGCCAAUCCUGUCGAUCUGCCGCUCGCCGAAUUGGUUGGAGAACUACUCAACCGCGACGAGCAUACUCACAGCUAUUACCAUCAAGGAGGCAUUGCUCCCUGCUACUAUCGACCACUCCAGCAAAAGAUCAACAUCGAUCGACUGGGGGCCUGCCAUUGGUAGUCGGGCCACCUCCAGGUUCUCCACACAAGAAGCUACAUAACAGUCGCCGAUCCCCUCUGGGAAAGUUGGAUCGUCUUCCACAUCUUCUCCCUCAGGAACCAGAUUCAAAACUGGGCCUACCUUGGUGACUGACGCAUUCGUUGUUGCGAUAGCAACACAUAACAAAGCCUCUCUUUGGUCUUAAAAUCACCGCGCUUCACCUUCGUGGCACUUGCUCUUGCAAACACCGGCUCCAUGACGAUGGUCAUUGACAACCAAGGUCGACACUACGGCGGCAUCACAUACGAUCAUAUGUAUCCCAACAUUCACGCCACGCCGCAAUUUAGCGAUCCGUGGUCUCAUCAGACCAGCACCUCCAGUUCUUCCUUUCCGGCUCUGUCCAAGACCGACGGUGCGAGAUCUGGCAUCUCCAUGCCUUACUCCCAUAUGCCUCCAGUUACUGGCUCAAUGGCUCAAGGUAGCGCCUACUCCAGCACUGGAUUUUCUGGCACGGAUUUGCUAAGUUACCCUCAAGACAUGCCGCGCCCCAACUACGGCGAACAAGCCUAUUCUUCGCCGGCGGCGACCUCUGCGUCGUAUGCGCCAUCGUACUCUUCCCUCAGCUACGCACAGUCUAUGCACCAGCAGCAACAGCAACAGCAACAACAGCAACACAGGAAACUCUCCGACACGGUUGAUAGUUCUCGUGCCGCAAAUGCCAGUUUUGGCGAACUUGAUGCCUCCCGGGGCAUGUUGGCGCUGAGCCACCAAAAUCUGCAAGAUCUGACCCCCCGCAACAUCUACGAGGCUCGAGCCCAGAGAGCGCCGCCAGAUUCCUACGGAUUUCCGCAAGCUUCUUCGGCCCAUUCGUCCAUCUCGAACGAAUCUGGUCGAGGCUAUGCUUACUACGCGCCCAGCUCGGUAGGCUCUGUGACCGAUUCUGCCACCGAUUACAGCUCCGCAGCCUCCGACGCUGGUUAUGAAUCCAUGGCGGCUUCCCGGACGCUGCCUCGCCCGAACCAGCUGUUGGGACCUCCCCUUGGACCCCCGGCACCUCAAUCAAUGAUGAGCCAAUUUUCGUCCAAGAUGGCCGCCAACACCCAGAAGAAGCACAAAUGCAAGAUCUGCGACAAACGAUUUACCCGGCCCAGCUCCCUGCAGACACACAUGUACAGCCACACGGGCGAAAAACCCUUCGCCUGCGAUGUGGAGGGCUGUGGACGCCAUUUCUCAGUUGUCUCCAACUUGCGCCGACACAAGAAAGUGCACAAGGGUGACUCCCUCUCGAGUGCCAGCCAUUCGGACAUCGAGGAGUAAAUGAUGCGUCCCAGUAUCCAAGACCCCAAAUCCAAGAAAAUGCGAUAUUCGCCAACCCCUUGCUGAUAAUGAUCUUGGCACGCCUGACCAAGUUCGUUGUUUGCUUUUUCCCUUGCUCCAUGUACAUUACUAUCGAGCGUCGCGCGAUGGAGCCGCGCGAUGCCAGUGUACAACAACCAAAAGGAACGGGUGAUAGAAGGGACAGGAUUUCAAAAGCCCGGGCAGGCGGCUAUAUGGCAACUGGCAUCAAGACCAUGCCAUGACCUUUCGAUUCACGACCUUCGUUUACUGCAAACUUACACCGUUUAUUAUGAUGACCUGAUACCCAGAGAUGAUGGCUUUUUCUACGAAAGAUACUUGUUUUUGUUUGUCUACAAGCGCGCCUCGAUGAUCAAGGACCAAUGUGUGGGAUUAUUGGUUUCGAUUCGGAAAGCAGGAACUCUUUUUAGUCCGUCAGAGUGGACUCAAAGUGUCUUUGCGGCGGCCUUGAAGUGUCCUAAUCUACCGAAAUGAGGAAGCGCUCGAGUAAUUCAGCCUAAGGGUGUGGUGGUGAGAGUCCUUCGGGCUCUUGGAGAGCUGUUUGAAGCAGCGCAAGCGGUGUGCAAUGCGGGCCUCUUGAGUGUUGGCGCAGCUGUGUGCGUAUGCAGGCAUGCAGACUAUUCGGAAAGAGUUGGGGCUAGCGAGACAGAAGCAAGCCAACAGCAUUAGGAAGCUAGAUAUCCAAUGCAGAAGACGCUAUCAAUCACGAAUUGGGAUGUUUUCU